GGGCGCGCGCGGNGGAGGCGCUCGCACCCCCGGCCCCUGAGGGCCCCGGCGGAGCAGCGGGCACAGGUCCCAGGAAGGUGGCGUCAGCAUCUGCAGCCGCGUCGACGUUGUCGGAGCCUCCGCGGAGGACCCAGAAGAGCCGAACUAGGACCAGGGCCCUGGGCCUCCCCCAUGGAGAAGUCCGCUGCCUCAACAGAGCCCCAAGGGCCUCGGCCAGUCCUGGGCCGCGAUAGUGUCCAGGUGCCCGACGACCAGGACUUCCGCAGCUUCCGGUCAGAGUGUGAGGCCGAGGAGGGCUGGAAUCUGACCUACAGCAAGGCCGGCGUGUCCGUGUGGGUGCAGGCUGUGGAGAUGGAUCGGACCCUGCACAAGAUCAAGUGCCGGAUGGAAUGCCGUGACGUGCCAGCUGAGACACUCUAUGAUGUGCUACACGACAUUGAAUAUCGAAAGAAGUGGGACAGCAACGUCAUUGAGACUUUCGACAUCGCCCGCUUGACAGUCAACGCUGACGUGGGCUAUUACUCUUGGAGGUGUCCAAAGCCCUUGAAGAACCGUGAUGUCAUCACUCUCCGCUCCUGGCUCCCCAUGGGCACUGAUUACAUCAUUAUGAACUACUCAGUCAAACACCCUAAAUACCCGCCUCGGAAAGACUUGGUCCGAGCUGUGUCCAUCCAGACGGGCUACCUCAUCCAGAGCACGGGGCCCAAGAGCUGCGUCAUCACCUACCUGGCCCAGGUGGACCCCAAAGGCUCCUUACCCAAGUGGGUAGUGAAUAAAUCUUCUCAGUUCCUGGCUCCCAAGGCCAUGAAGAAGAUGUACAAGGCGUGCGUCAAGUACCCUGAGUGGAAGCAGAAGCAUCAGCCGCACUUCAAGCCGUGGCUGCACCCAGAGCAGAGCCCGUUGCCGAGCCUGGCGCUGUCGGAGCUCUCCGUGCAGCACGCGGACUCGCUGGAGAACAUCGAUGAGAGCGCGGUGACAGAGAGCCGGGAGGAGCGCUUGGGUGGCGCAGGCGGGGAGGGCAGCGACGACGACACCUCGCUCACCUGAGCGCGGCACCGCCGGCAGGGACCAAGACAAGAUGGAGUGGGGCCAGGGGUGGUGGAUCCUCCCGCGCUUUCUCCCCUCCCCCACCCCCUGCGCCUCUUAGGGACGCUGGGCUCGGGCCCAGGCUGGCGCUGCGGCCUGGCUGGACACAGCCCCAAUAAACGAUCCCACAGCCUCA
Molecule: messenger RNA, 1222 nt
Organism: Ailuropoda melanoleuca (giant panda)
Lineage: Eukaryota; Metazoa; Chordata; Mammalia; Carnivora; Ursidae
Gene: STARD10
Product: StAR related lipid transfer domain containing 10
Exons: 7
Coding region: 172-1047 (291 amino acids)
Cellular component (GO): membrane; microvillus; intercellular canaliculus
Molecular function (GO): lipid binding
Source: RefSeq, a predicted model, not a curated record